AAGUCGCCGCCUGUGGGCGCGCGAGGACCGGAAGUCGCCGGCUCGGAGCUCCUCUCAGGGGCCGCGAGGACCGGAAGUCGCCGGCGGGCGGCGCGAGGACCGGAAGUGGCCGGCUCGGAGCUCCUCUCAGGGGCCGCGCGGACCGGAAGUGGGCGGCCGUCGUCGCGCGUGAGGCUUGGGGGAUGUCGCGGUCCCGGACGGAGCCGCCGUCGGAGUUCCACCCGGGGCGUCCCUGGGGGCCCCAGCCCGAGGACGAAGGAGCCGGGGACCCCCGACAUGGCGGCCCGGACCGCGACGCCGACGGCGACGACGAGGGCGACGACGGGCGGGACGACGGCUUCAGCCUGGAGGAGGUGCUGCGGCUCGGGGGCACGAAGAGCGAUUAUGUCAUGCUGGCCGCCCUCAACGAGACCGAAGACCUUGUGGACGGAGGUAAGAAAGGAACAAUCGACGAUUUCCAGCCGGGUGAACUGGAAGCGUUUAUCAAAAGUUUAGGGGUGAGCAAAUAUGCAGACUGUAUCCUGUUGGAGGAUGACGAGGAGCCAGCGGACAAAGAAAAAUCCAGCGGGCAGAAAGAAAGGCCGUCUUCGGUAGAAGUCGACAAAGGAAGCCCAGCGGAAGUCAGCAAGACACAGAGUAGUAAGGUCAAAAAAAGCCAGAAGCCAGCACAGCCGACGGCCGAGCCCCGCAGCGGCAGUAAGGCAGCGGGGAAGAGAGACAAGGAACAGGACGUCUUCGAAUUCUGUGCGAGGCAGACCUUGCUGAUCAAACCAGGAGGCAAAUGGUACGACCUGGAUUACACCGGUGAGUUUUCCCCGGAGCCGCAGGAUCCCGCCGUGAUGUCCAAGUACAAAGUUUUGGCCCAGCAGCUCUACCAGCACGAGACGGAGUUGUUUAAAAGUAAGGCCAGCCUUCGGAAAGGAGGCUCGGCCACCUGGAUGAAAACCAUCGUGUCCACGGGGACCCUGGGGGACAGAAUGGCAGCCAUGACCCUGCUCAUCCAGGACGGCGCCGUUCACACGCUCCAGUAUGUGGAGAUCCUAGUGAACCUCAUCAAAAAGAAAGGCAGCAGGCGGCAGAGCCUGAUGGCCUUGGAUACUUUAAAAGAACUGCUCCUCUCCGACCUCUUGCCAGAUCAUCGAAAACUCGGGGCUUUCUCUCAGCGUCCUUUGAAGGGACUCGAGGCGCUGUCCAGCGGCAACCGGGAUACGAGGGAUCGGCGGCUGCUGCUGUGGUAUUUCGAGCAUCAGCUGAAACACCUGGUGGCCGAGUUCGUGCAGGCCUUGGAGACGCUGAGCCACGACUCCCUGCUGGCUACGAAGAUGCGAGCCAUCUCCGUGGCUCACGAGUUGCUGUGUAGCAAGCCCGAGGAAGAGAAAGCCUUUCUCGUUCAGCUGGUCAACAAACUGGGCGAUCCUCAGAACAGGAUUGCCACCAGGGCGUCUCACCUGCUAGAGACCCUGCUCCAUCAGCACCCCAAGAUGAAAGGGGUGGUGUGCGGUGAAGUUGAGAGGCUCCUGUAUCGAGCGAACAUCAGCCCCAAAGCCCAGUACUACUCGGUUUGCUUUUUAAAUCAAAUGGUCUUCACCCACGACGAGAGUGACCUGGCCAACAAGUUGAUCACCCUUUACUUUAGUUUUUUUCGGAGCUGUAUCAAGAAGAAGGAUGUGGAGUCCAAGAUGCUGAGCGCCCUCUUAACGGGCGUGAACAGAGCCUACCCUUUUGCCCAGACCAGGGACGACAAGGUGAAGGAGCAGCUGGACACUCUCUUCAGGGUACUGCACGCGGUGAAUUUUAAUACGAGCGUCCAGGCCCUGAUGUUACUUUUCCAAGUGAUGGAUUCUCACCAGGCGAUAUCGGACCGAUAUUACGCGGCGUUGUACAAGAAGUUGUUAGAUCCAGGGUUGGCAUUAUGUUCUAAGCAGUCCAUGUUCCUUAAUCUUCUCUACAAGUCUGUAAAAACGGACGUCGUGAUACGCCGUGUAAAGGCUUUUGUGAAGAGGUUGCUUCAAGUCACCUGUGGUCAAAUGCCGUCAUUCAUUUGUGGAGCCUUAUAUCUUGUGUCUGAAAUCCUAAAAGUGAAACCAGGUUUACAGACUCAGCUGCGGGAUCACCCGGAAUGUGAAGAAGAAGAGAAUUUUCAAGAUUUGGGGAAUGUUGGCAGUGAUGAUGAUGAUGAUGGCAUAGAAAAGUUCACAGAUGCCGAUAAGGAACUGGAAGGAGCCGAAACGAAGACAGAAAGUCUCAGUAAGGCGGGCAGCACAGAAUCUGCUUCCUGGGUGCAUCUUGAGAAUUUGAAAGGUGGAAAAGAAGUAAAUAGCUAUGAUCCAUUGAGUAGGAAUCCUUUGUUCUGUGGAGCUGAUCACACAAGUCUUUGGGAACUCAAAAAGCUUUCUGAACACUUUCAUCCAUCUGUGGCCCUUUUUGCAAAAACAAUCCUACAGGGGGAUUAUAUUCAGUAUUCAGGGGACCCUCUACAGGACUUCACAUUAAUGAGAUUCCUGGAUCGAUUUGUGUACCGCAAUCCUAAGCAACAUAAAGGCAAAGAGAACACCAAUAGUGUUAUAAUGCAGCCAAAGAAGAAACAAUUUAUGACUGAUAAGUGUAAUCUUGCUGUGAACAGCAAGGAAUUCCUUGCCAAGGAAGAAAACCAAAUACCAGUGGAUGAAGUGUUUUUCCACAGGUACUUUAAGAAGGCUGCCAAAGAGAAACGAAAACGUCACGCAGAUGACGAAAGCGUGGAAGAUGUCGAUGAUGACGAAUUUGAAAGGAUGCUUGACUCGGUCGAAGACGAUAAUUUUAACACUAGCAAGAAUGACCUUGAUUUUGCGGGUAAUGUGAAGAGGAAACCCAAGAAGGGUAAGAGAAACAAAGGCGGGGCAUCCGACUCGGAAGAGAGCGACGGCGACGAGGACGACGAGUUGGACGACGAAGAGGUCUCCUUGGGUAGUAUGGACGGAGAAUUUGGGGAUGAAGUUGAUGAAGACGGGGGUACGUUCAUGGACGUGCUGAACGAUGAAAACUCUUCGGAACUAGGUGACGAAGACGAAGGUGGAAUGGAACCAAACCUCAAGCUCAGCAUGAAAAAUGGCAAGAGGAAAAAAGCAGAUAUCGACUUCUCUGGAUCUUUUCAGGGCCCAAAGAAGAAAAAGAGGAGAGAUUUCCAAAACAGUGCCCUGUUUGUGGCUGCUGAAGAGUUUGGCCACUUGCUGGACGAAAACAUCGGGUCCAAAUUUGACAACAUUGGCAUGAACGCCAUGGCCAACAAAGAUCGUGCACAUAUCAAACAGCUUCGCUGGGAAGCGGAGCGAGAUGACUGGCUGCACAACAGGGACGUGAAGAGUAUUGUCCAGAAGAAGAGGAAGUUCAAAUCACAGGGCCUGAAGAACAGACACAAAGGCAAAAAGCAAAGAAAGUGAGAUGCCUUUUUUUUAUAAAGGGGAACCAUCUCAAACUUUUAAAUUAUACACUCACUUCUAGUUUUUGUUGUUGUUCAACCACUUUUCUUCAUCUCUCUCUCUGAUUCCACGGAUUCCAGACCAUUCAUUGGAUUUGUAAUAAACUAUAAGAGAGUGUCACUUGUAAAUAAACGUGGUUUGUUUUUUUGUCAGAA
Molecule: messenger RNA, 3613 nt
Organism: Tachyglossus aculeatus (Australian echidna)
Lineage: Eukaryota; Metazoa; Chordata; Mammalia; Monotremata; Tachyglossidae
Gene: CEBPZ
Product: CCAAT enhancer binding protein zeta
Exons: 16
Coding region: 183-3419 (1078 amino acids)
Cellular component (GO): nucleus
Source: RefSeq, a predicted model, not a curated record